AUGCCCGGUCGAGGAAGUGGCGCGAAGCUGAAUGAAGAGGUAUGGCAAACAAGAAAGGAUGAUGACCGCGUUCUGUGUCGAAUUUGUGCUGCUGGAAACCCGCCCGAACGGCAUGUAUGGAUUGGGCGGAGGAGUACCAUGAAGCACGAGGAAGCUGAAGAACAUCGAAAGGCGCUGGGAGUUGUGAGCGCUGGGCAGCAGCGACUGAAGGAGCACGCAUUGCAGCAAGCCUCGGCUCGUGCUCGACUGACGCUUCGGCAUACGUCACAUCCCAUCCAGCCUCCUGUGCCUAUGAAAAGCGCCCUGGGUGUCCCAACUAUGGCUGAGGUCGAGAUGUGGCGGGGGUAUGAGGAGGGUGGGGGUGUCCUUUACCUCCUCGAUCGUCAAGUGGAGCUAUUUGGGCUCUGGGAUCCUGAUGGAGUUGCGCGACGGCUGGGAUUUGGCGACGGGACAGUGGAAGACGAGAUGAAUGAAAGAGAUGAGGAGGAAGACUUCCUCGCUGAGUUGCUGGCCAACGCAGGUAUUGUGGGCCCCACCGAGGAGGAAAUUCAAACCGCUGGCACCCAGAAAAUUGCAUCAAGCACUGGAUACUUUCCAUAUCCAAAUAAAACGAUGUUCCUCCUUGAUAUUCUCGACAACCUUCCACGACUUCGGGUCUCUAAAUCACUCAUGCGCGUUAUACUGUGGAUCAUGCGGGAAAUGGGGGCUCACGAUGUUCCUUCUCUUGAAGGCCUCAACCGAGUUCAGAAGGAAAUUCGUGCUGAAUCAGGCAUCCCCACCCUCCCUUGCCUGUCGCCGCUAGGAAACGUUUUUUUCAUGAAUGAUCCUUGCGCACUUAUCGCACAUGAUUGGGCUAAUUCCGCAAUUCGGAAACACAUUCGCGUCUAUCCAGAAAUUCCUACCGACGGCAUCAUUCGCGAGAUCUGGCAUGCGCAAAAAUGGAGGAAAAAUAUGGACCUCGACGCGCUGAGUCCGAUGUAUGAUGCUGGCCAUGCACAUUUCUAUGUCAACGAGCUCUGCCGCGUCAAAGAUGGCCAGUUUGUCAUUCCCAUACGCUGGGUUACUGUCAACUCUGCCAUUUGCGCAGAUUGUUACAUUGUCGAAAUUGACGAGGCUGGGGAAGCAGUGAUCGACGAUUCGAAGACAUUUCUCGUUGUGGCAGCAGAGAUGAAGGAAAAUUAUCUGGACCUACUUGAUCUUGGAGCGGUGCCGCAAUGGAGUGCAGCAACAUUUUCGAAGGGACUCCCAAGCAGGAUGCCCAACCGUAAACGCGCAAUUGCGGGAGGCUGUCCGAUGUACACCAGCCUUGUCGACUACUUUGGUGACGAUGUGUCCGGAAAUCGUUCAAAAUCGUGGAACAAGCAUUGGAACGCGUAUAUGACACAUCGCAAUCUUCCCCGAAAACUGCUUCAGCAAGAAUAUCACAUCCAUUUCAUCUCGACCUCCCCCAAUGCGUCCAUUUCCGAGCAAUAUCGAGAAUUCAAGACUGCCAUUGAAGCCACACACACCAAGCCGAUUGCUGUCCAAGACGACGCAGGAAAUACAACAAAGAUCUGCGUCUACUGUAACGCCGGCCCUUCCGACAACCCGAUGCAGAGCGAGGUGUCGUCUCAUAUGGGUGGCCAGGCCAACUACUUUUGUCGAAAAUGCAAGGUCGGCGGUCCGAAAGCGCACAAGCACUCGAAUGUUGGGUAUGAAGAGCUUUUCAAGCCUGGUGUUCCGCGAACGAAAGAAUAUGUCCUCAACGAGUUGCGGCUCCAGGUCCGGCAUGUGUGUGGUGGGACAACAAUGGACAAGCUCCAGAAGAUCCAGCGCAACACGGGCGUGAAAGACGCAUAUACGCAGCAAUGGAUCACGGGUCUCGAAGCCCGUUUCGCGCAACUAAGUGUUGCCGACCCCGAACGACCAGCAGCAAACAUCAAAGCAGAGCUCAUGAAGUGGGUGGAUGAGAAUGACGAGAAGCUUUACAGCGCUUUCCUACGAACAACAGUACUGAGGCAGAUUGUAGCAUUCGAUCCUACACGCGAUACCCCCAUCGAACUUCUACAUACCAUUCUACUUGGUGCAGUCAAGUAUGUGUGGCAUAUCUCGCACACUGGCUGGUCCGACGGGAAGAAGGCAACAUAUUCGCAGCGCUUACAAGCAACCGAGACAAGCGGGCUUUCGAUUCAUGCCAUUCGCGCUAAAUAUAUUAUGCAAUAUGCCAAUUCACUCAUCGGGAAACAACUCAAGACCGUCGUUCAGAUGAGCAUAUUCCAUGUGCACGAUUUGGUCUCGGACGACCAUCUCGCUGCAUGGCGAGCAUUAGGCGAGCUCUCUGCCUUGCUCUGGGUCCCUGAAAUUCACGACAUGACUCAGUAUUGUACCGACCUUGAAACAGCAGUCGCAAACCUGCUUGAUGCUGUCGCCGUCAUCGACCCUUCGAAAAUCGUAACAAAAAUUAAAUACCACCUGCUUGCACACGCUGCGGACGACGCGACAGAAUUUGGGCCGCUCAUUGGCCUGGCAACAGAGCUCUUCGAGAGUUUUAAUACGAUUUUCCGAUAUUGCUCAAUACUAUCAAACCAUCUGGCACCCAGUCGCGAUAUUGCGCUUCAGUUGGGAGACCAGGAAGGGCUCAAACAUCGGCUAACGGGUGGACUUUGGGCAGCCAAAGGCGAGCAGAAAUGGGUCCGAGCAGGUACUGGUGUGCGCCAUUACUUGGAGAAACACCCCAUCCUGCAGAAACUCUUAGGCUGGACACCGCAAACAAGCGCGGAUAUUGGUAUUGUCAAAUUGACUCCACUCAUACAGGGUGAAGAUAAGCGUGUAUUGCGUGAAUUAAAUGCUACAACCGCAUCGCAAGCAACAAACUAUCGACGAAUGCCGUGUCGGGUCUUGGGUUUUCACAUCGUGGCUAGCAACUCACACUGUAGUAAAUCCUCAAGGGGACCGAGGCCAACCUUGCCGUUUUGGAGCGCUUCCAGACGUCGGCAGUCCGCGAUCCGGUAUAUGGGAUGCCGGGCGUUGAUUCGCCCCAAUGGCGAAACACUACUUUUCAUCGUUCCAACCAAGAACGUCAGCUUCAGUUUCAAUGCACAACAUGACUGUCGUGCGGCCCAAUGUGCAGCCACCGGUUCCCGUGCCAUUAUUCAAGAACGUGUCGCGUCUGAAAAGACUGAACAUUUCAUUGUACAUAAAGAACUCGAACGCUAUAUUAUCAACCUCCAUUCUUUCCACAACGCCCACCUCCUUCGCGCGACUCUUCCCCGAAAUCUCUGGGCGCCAAUUCCGCUCUUCGAAGACCGUUCCGCAAAGCACAUUGAGUUUGCGACCCGGCUUCGGAAUCGGAAUGCCGCAAAGGCAGCCAAGGGUAAUGCUGCAACGGAAGGGCGUCAAGCAUCUAGCGGGGAUGGAGCCGCCAAUCUCGAGUCAGAAGUGGUGGGAACUGCCAUGCAGCAAGGCAAGCGUCGUCGAGCUGAGGAUAGUGACUCUGAUUCAGCACCGGCACGCAAGCGAACUCGCAAGGCCGCUCCCAAGAAGAAGAAGCCAAAGUCACCUAAGGUUAUCAUUCCCAUCGCAGUCUCUGUGGCGAUUUCAGGAUCCACAAGUUUGGCGGCAGGACGGGCCAAGCGAACGAUAACGAAGACAGUGAAGGCGCUGGCGGCAGAGGAUGCUUCGAGUGAUUCCGAGGAUGCUUCGGAGAGUGAUCAGGUGUUGGAGAAGGAUGCAAGUGAGCAAGAGUACUACCAGUCAGAGGAUGAAUAG
Messenger RNA from Mycena indigotica, 3747 nucleotides. RefSeq lists its product as uncharacterized. The coding region runs from base 1 to 3747 and encodes 1248 amino acids. The transcript has 16 exons. Lineage: Eukaryota; Fungi; Basidiomycota; Agaricomycetes; Agaricales; Mycenaceae. The record is from RefSeq and is a predicted model, not a curated record.